This is a messenger RNA of Sycon ciliatum, 4191 nucleotides long. RefSeq lists its product as uncharacterized. The coding region runs from base 298 to 3246 and encodes 982 amino acids. The transcript is spliced from 4 exons. Lineage: Eukaryota; Metazoa; Porifera; Calcarea; Leucosolenida; Sycettidae. The record is from RefSeq and is a predicted model, not a curated record.
UCCCCAUCCACAAAAACGCAAACAAAACGCGGGUGGCUACCGUCAUCUGGUGUGCAGAUGAAGGUCAAACUGACAGCUGGUGGAUGGUGCCAUUGUGAGUGGUGCCUAAUGAAUGGUAACUGCUGAUCGCCAAACAAACCCACUGGUACAAAAGUCGAAACCAGCUGUAUCCUCCAGAGCACUUCUAGCUUGUGAUCCUUGUAGCAAGACUGAACUCGAACAGAGUCUAAGCUUAGGAAAUUUCUUACUGAGGCUUCCCAAUCUACAAAUACAUGCAGUACUAGUAAAGAGACAGGCAUGGAAAAGGGCAAGCAAGAUCGCACGCCCGCCUUUCUCAGGGAGAUCCGAGCCGACUACCUGGAGAAGCUGCACCAGGCGUUCUGCACUCCAAAGGUGAAGGGAGGGUUGCGCAAGCGCAAGCGUGGCCACAGAAGGCAGCGGUGCGUCAAUCCGCAUGACGGAGGACAAGAUGAGCGAGGAGGAGGCAGCAGGCAGGGUGACCAAAACACAACAGUACUGCUCACUGGCCUCUCUGGAGUCGGAAAGUCCAGUAUAGUCGACUGCUAUGCCAGGACAGCACAGGAACGCGGCUACUACCAGCGUGGAGUGUGGAGGAUCAACGCCUUGAGUGACACCACCGUCGAGCUGUCCAUCCGCAAUAUUCUAGUGUCCGCGAAGGCACCAUUCAGCUGCCUGUCCCAGCGGUGUGAUCCCGCCAGUCCUAGCUUCUGGCAGAGGAUAAUGAUGGCCCUGCACCCGACAUCGGAUAUGCUGUUCAUCGUGGACAACCUCGGCAAUCGCACCCUGCAGAGUAUGGGUGAUGAGGAGGCAGUUAGCAGUACGUCAGAUACGGCUGACCCGCUGUCAGUGAUGUGGAAGUUCUCGUUGCCAAACUCCAAGUAUCAACACCAGCUAAUGAUCAUCAGCCAGAAUGGCAUCUUACAAGACUGCGUGUCACGGCACAUUGCCCAGCGUCUCGAAGUUCAUCCGCUGACAUCGCUGCAAUCGUCCUGGCUGCUGGCCAGACAGACAGAAAUCCUGUACACGCAUUGCCCAAUGCCAGCAAGACGAGCGCAGCUCUGGAAACAGCUGCAGCAGGCGUGCAGAGCGUGUCAACGCGAAAACUCGCACUGCUGCCAGCACUGUCUGCUGCGGCAGCUGAGAGCCUGCCAGCAAGCUGUGCCCACCGUCCAGCCCAAACACUGCUGUACACACGGCCAGGAAACACAUGAUGCGAGCAUGCUCAGCGCCUGCACUAUGCGGCAGUUCGUAACGUUGAGUGAUGCUGCAGACAUGGCAAACGGGCUUCCCCUGGUGCUGGAAUGGAUUUCAAAACAAGCAGAGGGAGAUGCUUCCCAGCUAGCAGCUGGCACACUUGAUGCUGGACAAGACUCUGCAGCUGCUAGACCUGAGGAGCAUGAGGUGGCCAACACCAUGGAUAGUGUAUGGAGUAAGACGUACAGUCUGAUCUCAACGGCCGCUAAACAGCUCCUAUGCACGGCCGCACUUCUAAACCCGCACAGGAUCUCCUGCGCAAUAUUCCUGGCUGCUCAGCAUUCUCCAUACGUUCCCGCUGAGCUACGCGACCUCCUGUUCCCGUUUGAUGUGGCGGCUGCACCAAACACGAGCACAGAGAUGAUGAACCGCAGGGCAGUGCAAUCACUGGUAUCACUGCUGUGUGAGCUACGCCACUUCUCAUUGGUUAUGUUUGUGGCCAGCAACAGUCGUGCAUUCUUCAGUUACGGCCGCUCAGACCCCUGUCAAGAGAACCUCGCGGCCUACGACUUUUCAAUCCACGGCAUCGCUCGCCAGCACAUCCUAGCCGGUAUGUUCAGUACGGACGGCGGUGAGCUACAGAAAUAUUUGAGCUGCUGCCUUGAUCUCCUGUCUCUGAGUACAUCCGCUUGCUGCAGCAGAAUCGAGAUUGAAGUCUACCUCAUUCCGCAUGUCAUGGCAGUCAGCCCAACGGCCCUGCUACAGCUCGUCAGGAGAUUCGCCGGUGUUCACAGGAAAUUACACCUGUCAACUGCAGCCAUAGAAAGCCUGCCCGAGGGAGUCCGCUUGCAAUGGGUCGACUUGCUUUUGUUUUUUCUCGCACUCCAGAAAACUAACAGUUACAGAUACAGAUUCUUUGCAAAGGAGGUUUUCGAUGGCAUAGUGUUUCUGACAGGCACACUUCAAAGUAGUGAAAGUACAUUGCAGCUACAAACAUCCACCAGGCUUCAAAGGAAAUAUUAUCAGAAAACACUAGACAUCCAGUCCUGUUGCAGCACUUACCAGCCGGCAAUACCAAUAAUAUUGUCUCUGCCAAGGAAGAUCAUCUUCCAAUUGUUUUCUAUUGGAUUGGCCGCUAUGUAUUGCAACCACGUGGGUGAUUAUAAAAGACGAGGAUUCUGGACUCACCCUUUGACAAAUCUCCUUAGCUCCAGUGGCAAGAGGGACAAGUCUGUCUUGCACCAUGUUGCAACUCAGACAAAUCCACUGAUCCAAUCCCAAGAUCAUCAUGGGCAAGUUCUCAUGCACUGCAUCAUGGACUUGCUUUGCUUGAUUGUAGUCUCAGACGGCUGUACCGAUGUCAUGAACCGUCACGUGCAGGCAAACGGCAUGGGUGAGAGGCUGCUACAGUGUCUGAACGCACUGAGCAUGGUGUGCUUAGAUCUUUACACGCACAACUCAAGAUCAACAGCAACAGCCGCAGCUGUAGCAGCAGCAGCAACAGCAGCAGCAGCAGCACCGCCAUCAUCUGCAGCAGCAGCACCGCCACCAUCUGCAGCAGAGGUGACCGGUGCACAUCUCAGUGGUGGGAGCACUGCCGGCAGUCACAGCAAUCCACAAGGAACGGCGUUACGCACCUGUCACCGGCACACGGAUGAUGUCCUUGGAAAGAAGAAAGGCGCACCACUGCCAGAGCCUAAUACAACGGCGGAAAGAGCGCCCAUAGCAAGCGUAGCUGACCUGAGCUACAGUGCUGAUGUGUACCUCAUUAAGAGUAUCUGUAGUCUGGAAGGAAUGUACGGUGGCUCCUAUUUCAGUGGCAAUCUGUACGCCCCGCUGAUAGCUAUCAUUUUGUAUAGGAUGAGCAGAGGACAAACAUCUCAAGCCAGGAUCACAUUGUUUCGGCUAAUGUGCUAUAUUCCGGAACAAUAUCAAGUGAAGAGUUCACACCUGCACCGCAUACUGGCUGUGAUGACAGGCGAGUCGUCGCCACGAUCCCAAUACCUCGUCGAGAUUGAGAUGUACGACUGACGGAACACUGCUCAUGUCGGUCAGCUCAACCAAAUUACUUACCACUACCUGAGGUGCGUAUGUGUACUACUCAUAGAUACUGGCCCAUCGGAAAGUGCGCUGUUUCUCAGACACAGCAUUGAUCUGCACCCAACACUGCUGUAACAUGUUUCUCAGACACAGCAUUGAUCUGCACCCAACACUGCUGUAACAUGUUUCUCAGACACAGCAUUGAUCUGCACCCGACACUGCUGUAACAUGUUUCUCAGACACAGCAUUGAUCUGCACUCAACACUGCUGUAACAUGUUUCUCAGACACAACAUUGAUCUGCACCCAACACUGCUGUAACAUGUUUCUCAGACACAGCAUUGAUCUGCACCCAACACUGCUGUAACAUGUUUCUCAGACACAACAUUGAUCUGCACCCAACACUGCUGUAACAUGUGUACCUGUUUCCAUAUUCCUUACUCAAUAUACUUCUGUAGUAAUACAUUGUCAUGAAAUCUGUCUUCUAAGAGUGCCUCGGCGAUUGGGGAUUGUUUAGCUAGAGGAGCUAACACUGUGACUCUCUAACUAAGCUUAUCCCUGCACUGGGCAGCAUUCUCAGGUUGUGGACAGCAUAACUUAGCCAUGCAUUCUCAGCCGGCUUCCGACGCAUCGUGAUCUAGGUUCCGACCGCCCGAUUAUUCAAAAAGGCACCACUCGGGCCAGCUAAUAGCACCAGUUUCUUUCACCCUUUCUUUUAUAACCCCAUGGACUUGCUUUAUUACAAUUUUGCUGGACUACCAGGCACUUCCCGUGCUGUUCUUAUCUAGUUUCCCAUUUUUUUGGCAUCGGACACUUGGCAUCGGACACGCUACGGUCACAACUCCGGUAUUGACCGCACCACUCUUCAUUGUUAACACCCAUUUUUUAAUCAAGUGCUCUAUGACUAUUGGCUCUGAAUUUGAAAUUUCUAAACUGGA